Messenger RNA from Oreochromis niloticus (Nile tilapia), 1867 nucleotides. RefSeq names its product ssu-2 homolog, related sequence 1 (gene ssuh2rs1). The record is from RefSeq and is a predicted model, not a curated record. The coding region runs from base 257 to 1429 and encodes 390 amino acids. Lineage: Eukaryota; Metazoa; Chordata; Actinopteri; Cichliformes; Cichlidae. The transcript is spliced from 13 exons.
AAUAAACACGGCAGUUCCUGUUUUGAGAAAACCAGAAAUCUUUUUUCUUAAUCCAGUUUGACUGCUGCAACCAGAGCUGGCAGCUGUGAAAAAGCUGGGAACGUGACGCAGGAGUGGGGCAAUAAAAGGUGAAUGAGCAGUUUUAUGUCACAUGAUUGAUGUCUUGUGAUGAAGUGACAGUGCAUGGUUCUAUAUCGCAUCAGAAGACUUUGCACGGUGUGACUUUUCUCUCGUAGCUGCCGUGAAACGCUUUGGAAUGGAGCGACAACCUUUGAUAAGUCAGCCAGGCAGAGAUUAUGGAGUCAAUAAUCCCGGUUAUAUACCAGCAGCUGCGGGGACGCCUGCAAUGUUCGCCCCACCCGCUGCUGAGUCCCAGGGCCCCAGCGCUCCUCCGGCCAGCAUGUUUGACAGCAUGCCUGGAUAUGAAGGAACAGUCGCUGGAGGAGGUGGAUUUCUGCCUCCUCCCAUGCCCACAUUCCCAGCAGUGCAGCCUGAGCCUGCACUGGAUCAACCCCAGUGGAACAUUCCAUCUAUAUCUGAAAACACAGCCCGGGAUGCCUUACUCCUGUUUGUAAAGAGUAAAUGCUGCUACAGUUCUGCACCAGUAAAGGAUGGUGUGAUCACUAACAUGGAGGCAUUCAAUACAUAUAGGUACCGCCUGGAAACUUUCACUGAAUCCAGAUCUACAGAGUGGAGUCAUGAGCCAUACACAGGUCAGACGGUGGAUGCCUAUGCCCAACAACCUCCAGGGCCUUGGGAUAUUCCAGCUAAAACCCCCCAAUUUUUUUUGGAUGACAAACAAUUUAUUAAAGUUCCCUACACAUCAUCUGUGAAGCCCUGCCAUAAUUGUUUGGGAAUCGGCCGGAAACCAUGCAAAGACUGUGCCGGCGCUGGUAACAAAGUUUGCUGGGUGUGUAAUGGAUCUCGUUAUCGUCACGGAAAUGAUACGUGCACCCACUGCAGUGGCAGAGGAAGAGAAAAUUGCAGUUCCUGUCAUGGGCAAGGAUCGAGGCAGUGUGACGUAUGCAAAGGAAAACAACAGCUCCUGGUCUACAUCAAGCUCACUGUGAAAUGGACUAACAACUCUGAUGCCUAUGUUGUGGAACAGUUGAGUGGGCUUCGGGUGGAAAACCUUAGCAAGGUGUCUGGCAAGGAGCUCUUCAGAGACACCCAGUACAUGGUAUACCCACUCUCGGGAUUCCCUGACACUUCGGUGGUGAGUGCUUCUCAGCGCUUUGUCAGUGAGCACCAGGGAAAGUACAUGCAGACAUCACGCAUUCUACAGCAGCGUCAAACCAUAGAGCUGAUCCCUAUCACCAAGGUCACGUACACCUGGAAAGGAAAAUCACACAUUUACUUUGUUUAUGGAAACGAGUUCAAAGUUGAUGCAGACAACUACCCUGCCACCUGUUGCUGUACUGUAAUGUAAACACAAUAAUUGGGCAUAUCAGAUCCUUUUACCUUUAAUAAACCACUAAAAAGGACGUCCUAUUUAUCUGCUUAUCAUUCUAUUUUGUUGAUUUAAAAGGGAGCUGUGUGACAUAUGGGCAAAGAUGACUUCAUCAAAGUUUGAUGUAAUGAAGCAGUUAAAAGAGGCAUUGAAUGUAUAAUUCACAUAUUAGUGGAACUUAAAAGACUUGUUCAUUUUGCAUGUUGCAUGUAAUGUCAAAGGUAAGCAAUAGCGAUUGUUAAUGUUUUUGUUUUACAUGCAAUUUUAAUGUAUUCACUGUGGGGAAAAACAAUACUGACACAGUGUAAACUUUAAUGAUAUGUUAUAUGACUGUUUAUGUUAAGUGAAUCCCUUUUUUGCUAUGUGACAGUAGUGAUUUUUUUCCAUUAUCAAUAAAAUCCAGUUUUUCAUACCGUC